GUCAAGACGUGUAUAAGUUUGCACAAGGUGACAGUGUGUUAGUAAAACACACGUGUAUACGAGUAACAAAAACAUCGCGGCAUACGCAUAUGCCUGCAGUUGAAACGCUUGAAUUACCUUUUCUACCGGUAUGGAACGUAGAAGAUAUCUGAAAUACAGGUGUGUUGUAUAUGGAAUUCGUUCCAUCUGCCUAACACCUCGCACUCGAUAAGUAACGCGUGUACGGAAAAUGGUAUCUUAUCACAAGUUGUUAUCAGGGAGGCCCCGGGGACUUGAUAGAAGCCUGAUUUUGAUGUUCACUCAACAGUUCAGUGUCACGUUUGAUCAGAACGCCAUGAUUUUUCAAAUAUUUUGUCUCUUUUUUUUAUCCCAUGGGAUUCGGGGUGAGGAUACUACCACGGCGAAUGUCACAGCGGCUCCGAUCCAAAGGAGUAUGUGCGAAGUUUGCACCUGCACAGAUGGCAUAGUAGACUGCAGUAGCAGAAAUCUGGAUGAUCACUUCGAAGAUGAUAAUUGGCCGAAGGAACCACUGUUGGAAGUUUCAUUUGAAAACAAUUCUUUCGUACAUGUGAAUGCUUUUCCGAACGUUAGCAUCAACAGGCUAAUACUUCGGAAAAACAAUAUCAACACAAUUGACGAGGGAGCUUUUCUACAGUUGAGAAAUUUAACCGAGCUUGACCUCAGCCACAACCAGUUGACUACGCCUCUACUGGGUCCGCAUGUAUUUAGGGGUCGGUUUUCGCCAGUGGCUUACGAACCCCUUCCAAAGAUGAAGGUCCUCAAUCUGGCUUACAACGCGCUCCACAGUCUUCAUCGGGAUCUUUUCGAGCAUUUGGGAAGUUUAACGGUUCUCUCGCUCGAAGGAAACCCGUUUAUGAACAUUGAUGACCCGACCGUUGAUGCGCUCAGUUAUUUAUCCUAUCUGGAAGAACUCACCCUGAGCUACUGCGAACUCGACGAUCUGCCUGAGCACGUGUUCCACACCCCUAAGUACUUGAAAAAGGUAGACUUGACUGGAAACAAGUUCAGUUCACCUCCACUUGCUCUCGAGGAUGGCAGAGCCUUGGAGUGGGUGGCUUUGGACGAGAAUCCCAUUAAAAUCAUCAACGAGAACAACGCCUUUCCGACAAUGGAAAAACUCAAGGAACUGAGUCUCUGCUGCAUGCACAACUUAACCGCUAUUGGAGCCGGUGCUUUUUCGGGUUUGACUGCUCUCGAAGUUCUCCACAUCGAAGGAUGCCCUCAGCUUGAAAUCAUCGACGAGAACGCAUUGGCAUCAAAGCAUGAAUUAGGAACCGAGUGGCCACCACUGAAGAAACUACAGUUGGCUGACAACGCUCUGCAUUAUUUGCCAGCUAAGUUGGUCGGAAGAUGGGACAAGCUGGUGGACCUUGACCUGCACAACAACAAGUGGGGCUGUGACUGUAAAAACCAAUUCCUGGUCGAAUCGCUCCUACCCAGUCUUGGUGAUAAGUUGAUGGGCGAAAAAGCGAAUGAUCUGACUUGCUCGACACCACAGGAACACCAGGGAAAAAAUCUGACUUCUCUCUCAACACGUCAUCUCCGUUGCGUUGAUUUGUACAACGCAAGACCGGAAAGAGACGCAACCGUUCUUGUUGGUAUUUUGAUCGGAGUUCUCCUUGCCGUUCCGGUUACUCUUGCGGUAUUCGUAUUUUGGAGACGAGGAUUCUUCUUCUGCAAUUCUCAAGGCCCAGCGACAUUCUCUCGCGCAUUCUACAAGCGUGCUGACCGUGAUGAGGACUUUUAGAUUUAAGAAAAAAAUUCAAGUUCGUGUUAUAGGAAUAGGUAUUAGAUAGGCACGAGUGUAUAACUUGCUUGUAUUUCAACUCCAGUUUUGCAGACUGCGCGUAACUCUAGGUGAACCAAAAUUGAACAAGUAUCGCUGGAGGGUUGAUACAUGCGGUAACGUGAUUUUGAAAAGAAAUUGAACAUUAGUAAUGUACUGCUUUUAGUGUAUGUAUAAACCGUAUUAUAAGAUAAAAGGAAAUCCUUUGCUCGGUGGUUGAUGCAGAGAAUCGUAAUGACAUUUAGACCUCCAUACUGGCUCUUGUCACAGUCACUCUGUAGAAAUUUACAAGGGCAGUCACCGAACCAAGAAUUUCUAUUUCAAAUUCGGGACGAUUUGUGUAAAAAAAAGUGAUAACGAAUA
Diprion similis is the source of this 2170-nucleotide messenger RNA. RefSeq names its product leucine-rich repeat neuronal protein 1-like. The transcript has 6 exons. The record is from RefSeq and is a predicted model, not a curated record. Gene Ontology annotation, cellular component: extracellular matrix. Gene Ontology annotation, molecular function: protein binding. Bases 230 to 1768 code for a protein of 512 amino acids. NCBI's taxonomy places the organism in Eukaryota, Metazoa, Arthropoda, Insecta, Hymenoptera, Diprionidae.